AUGGAAAAAUCUACAGAUGACCUCAGCCCACCAAUCGUGAAGCCGGCGGUGUUCGCGAAGGGCAACGACCCGAAGCCGAUGCUUCAUCAACCACCACUCUUCAGACCGGGCGAUGAUUUUGAAGAUUGGAAAUUCCGCGUUGGGCUCUACGUUGCCGGCACAUCUCAAACCACAAUGGGUCCUAUGAUCUUGAGCUUCUUAGGAGAGGAAGCAUCACAUAUAUUCCGUUCCGCUCGUGUCUCAGCCUUCGCAACUGCACCCCAAAUACUCGCAAUACGAAGCAAGCUCUUUGCACGUGCCGACAAUAUAGCCAUAUUGCGGGAACAGCUACUCCAAAAACGUCAGCAACUUGGUGAGACUGUGGAGGCAUACGUCUGGGCCCUGAAAUCGAUUGCUUCGAAAGUAUUCCCGGGGUCCGGCGUGGAAGAGAUCGAGCUGGCUGUCUGCCAACAGUUCUGCAGUGGAGUAAACAACGUGCCGUUGAAGAAGAAAUUUAUGACGAAGGCCCCGUUCGACCCGGAUACAGCCGUGACAAAGGCCAGACGGCUCGAGGCGGUAGAGCAUUUGUCGACGGAAUUUGCAGCAUGA
Echinostoma caproni is the source of this 588-nucleotide messenger RNA. Lineage: Eukaryota; Metazoa; Platyhelminthes; Trematoda; Plagiorchiida; Echinostomatidae. The record is from the annotation of a GenBank genome assembly.